AUGAUGUCAGUGGAGUCGACUCCCGAGCCGCCGCUUGCAUCUCCGCCACGAUUCUACCCAGUCCUCACUCUGCCCAACGAAAUAACCGGCCACAUCUUCCACCAAUACAUCCCGGAAUAUCCUGCGGCUCCUCCUCCCACUGGCAUAGGCUCUCCGACGCUGCUGAGUCACGUCUGCCGAGACUGGCGGGCCCUCGCACUGUCGAUGUGUACUUUGUGGCGCGCGAUACCACUACCGAUAGACUGGAAGUCGGAUUGGAUACCCGCGUGGUUGGAGCGUUCCGGUGAAUGUCGAAUCUCCGUUCAAGCUCCUCCUGGGCUCGUGUGGGAAUUCGUCUGGGUGGACGUCAUGCGCCAGCAAAAGCGUUUGGAAGUCUUAAACUGUUCGGUCAGCGAGUUUCAGCUCGAUGACGAGACCUCUUGGCCGGUGCUCCGGCACCUCGAGCUGCACAUUUUUGCGGAUAGUCCCGAAGACAUGGCCUCAUCUCCUCGUAUCAAUGCGCCACUCCUGAGCUCAGCUAUCCUCUGGAGCUUCCGAUACUCAUCACAGCUCCUUCCAUGGCACCAAUUGAUGUUCAUCGCCUUGAUCGGCCAGGACCCACAUCGAUGCACACAGGUCAUUCAGCAAACCCCCAAUCUCGUUUAUUGUGAACUGUCAUUGAACUCAGUGUCCGAUGUUCAAGUUGCGCAACCCGAUAUCAGCCUGCCGCACCUACAGCAGCUCAUCUUGACCGUCUAUGGCGCGGUGUCAUUUGUUGGCGCGCCGUCCAAUAAUUAUCUCCACUCUUUCGUUGUCCCAGCUCUGCGACGCUUGAAAGUGGAUGAAGCCCUCCUCCGCAUUGGCCCGGGCUCCAGCCGAGCCGGUCAAAUCAACGCCUUCGUCGACAAAUCGGGAUGCAAGCUCGAUGAGCUUUGCAUCAUCGACCGCCGGCAAGACGGCCCAUCAUUGGAAGACCGGCCCUUGGUCCGAAUCUAUCCGGCACGUUUCGCUGGAUCCGGGUCUCGCAACUCAUGA
Messenger RNA from Mycena indigotica, 1014 nucleotides. Its product is annotated as F-box domain-containing protein. The record is from RefSeq and is a predicted model, not a curated record. Lineage: Eukaryota; Fungi; Basidiomycota; Agaricomycetes; Agaricales; Mycenaceae. The coding region runs from base 1 to 1014 and encodes 337 amino acids. The transcript has a single exon.